GGGGGGCGCCAUUCGUGUCUCUUUUGUGACAGUGGAGAGAAAACGGCUCAGCUAACAGGUGUGAGGAGGACGAACCAGAAAUGGCCGGGCGCUCACUCCUCUAGACUCGCUGCUUUCAGACGGGAUACGCCGCUCCUGCGAGGAGGCUGAAGAGACCCAGUGCGUCUCUCACACGGAGGGGAAACUACGGGGCCCGAGACAUAUUUGGAGAGAAAGAAGAAGAAGACCUCGUUUCGGUUUUGAGGGGGGCUGAGAGGGGUGGGGGGAUAUCUGAGAGAGAGAGAGGGAUGUCUAACAAGAAGCAGAGCGCGGAUUCGGUGAAAAGAAGCCCCUCUCUGUCUGAAGGAGAGAUGUUCGGCGAAUUUCAGGACUGGUGCCUCCGGACGUACGGAGACUCGGGCAAGACCAAGACGGUGACCCGGCGCAAAUACAACCGGAUCCUCCAGACGCUCCUACAGGGCGACGAGCCGGACUCGUACGCGGACAGCAGCCACAUCAACGCCAAAUUUAAGUUCUGGGUCAAAUCCAAAGGCUUCCAAGUGGGGAGCAGCGAGGGAGGACAGCGGGACAGAAACGGGGAGAGACCCAUCCUGUACGUGCCCAUCAAGGCUGCGUGCGUAGAUGGAGCUGCAGGUCAGGAGGGUUCCUCUCUGAAGAGAGUUGCUGUAGUGGAGGACUUCUAUGACAUCAUCUAUGCCAUGCACGUAGAGAUCAGCUCUGACCCGGCCAAAGCCCCCAAGCAUGCCGGCCAGAAAAAAACCUACAAAGCGAUAGCAGAGACGUAUGCGUUUCUGCCCAGAGAGGCAGUGACCCGAUUCCUGAUGAGCUGUGGAGAGUGUCAGAAGAGAAUGCACAUCAGCCCAAGUGGUACCGAGUGCAAAGAAAAUGACCAGCCUGCCUCUCUGGUCCCUGAUGUCAUCGACUACAACAUGCCUCUGACCACCACCUACCUGAAACAGAUGAAGCUGCAGUGCAUGAACAACAACGAACAGGAUGAGAGUUCAGUGAGCAGUGAGGAGUUUGAUAUGAGUGACCCCACAUGGAUUUCAGCUGAGCACCACGGCGCGCUUUCUGACCCCAACCGGCCCACCAGCACAGAGAGAAUGCACAGCCCCCAAAACGCCCAUAAAGAGGAGGACGAUGACUCUUCCUCAGAAAGUGGGAGUGGCAAUGGAAUCCACAGCAUGACUCCACCCUCUAUGAGCGUGGUAGCUGUGAGUGACAGAGCAGGGGCCGGACCAGUGACGGGGUCAUACAGUCAGGUUAACGGGAACGGGACAGGUGCGCCACUGGACUUCAGCAUGACUUCGUCCUCCUCGUCCUCAGAGGACCAGCAGCCGGCGAACCUGAGAGAGAGAAUGGGCCAGGCUCUGCCCACAGCUGCCGCCAUGCUAGCCACAUUUAACCCUGAACACUCAGAGGAACUCCGCAGAAAAUUCUCCAAACCCCAACUGGCGUCAGACCUACACCUCGACAGAGACAUCAGGGACUACGGCAACAAGUCUCCUCACUAUGGCUCAGGGAGCUAUGACUCCAUAAAGAUGGAGAUGUGUGCUGAGGACCUGACAGUCAGUCGCUCUCAGGCUGCCGAUGAUGAUGACGACGACCAUGACGACCACGAUGACAGUGACAAGAUUAACGAUACGGAGGGAGUGGACCCAGAGAGGCUGAAGGCUUUUAAUAUGUUUGUGCGCCUGUUUGUGGAUGAAAACCUGGACCGCAUGGUGCCCAUCUCCAAGCAGCCCAAAGAGAAGAUCCAGGCCAUCAUCGAGUCCUGCAGCCGUCAGUUUCCAGAGUUUCAGGAACGCGCUCGCAAACGUAUCCGCACCUACCUCAAAUCCUGCCGCCGCAUGAAGAAAAACGGCAUGGAGACUCGGCCCACGCCGCCACACUUGACCUCAGCCAUGGCAGAGAACAUUCUGGCUGCUGCCUGUGAGAGCGAAACACGAAAUGCUGCCAAGAGGAUGCGGAUGGACGUCUACCAAACACACGAAGAUCAGAUAGCUCUGGAUAAGGCUAUCUCUCGUGAGCCGGUGCCCUUGACCCACUCUGCAUAUUCUCUGGCAGCCUCAGCCUACUCCCAGGACCAGCUGUACAUCAACGGAGGCCUUGGGUACACUUACCGUGCGUAUGGUGGCCUGGGAGGCAGCAUGCAGCACCCUAUCUCUCUGACGACCCCUACAGCCCAGAGCAAUGGGCCUACUGAUCUCAGUAUGAAGUCUCUGGCUUCAAACUCAUCUACGUCAAGCAGCAGUAGUCUUGGGCGGAGUGCAGGAGGCGGGACUUCUGCCCAGCUCAGCCAUACGGAAGUGGCAGCGGUGCGCCAGCUGAUCGCCGGCUACCGUGAAUCAGCAGCCUUCUUACUGCGCUCAGCAGACGAGCUGGAGAACCUCAUACUGCAACAGAACUGAACCGCACAUUCUCCCUUUCCUCUCAUCCCACCAUUUCUCACCCUCCCCCUUUAUCUCUCUUUUUCUCUCUCUCCUUCCAUCACCUCUUGGACUAGCCAGCCUCUCCCUGUCAUUGCCAACCAUCUUCCUCAUCCCUAAAAGCCUACAGAUCUGAAGAUAUCAGGAGAGAGACGCCGAUCAUUGCAUCAUCAUGCUAACACAUUCAGAUUGACUGGAUGGAGCUUUUGACCACAAAGAUAGAGAAAGGAAGGAAAAGAAAGAAGAUGAAUAUAGGAGGGUGAAUGGGGGUGUUACUGGUGGGGUGCUGCAUCAGAGAAGAAAAGAGCGCUGUACAGCAGUUUUUGCUGUAUGUAUGUGCUGAUCCUGUGAAUCAUACACCCCUCUACCCCUCAAUGCCCCUAGGCUCACUUACUGAAACACUCUUAAAUCACAUUAUUUUUCCUUUUAAAUCCCCCUCUGCUUUU
Messenger RNA from Colossoma macropomum (tambaqui), 2875 nucleotides. RefSeq names its product nucleolar protein 4-like b (gene nol4lb). The transcript has 11 exons. NCBI's taxonomy places the organism in Eukaryota, Metazoa, Chordata, Actinopteri, Characiformes, Serrasalmidae. The record is from RefSeq and is a predicted model, not a curated record. Bases 288 to 2411 code for a protein of 707 amino acids.